AUGUCUCAAUGCUGCCACUGCUUCAAGGAGGCCAAGAGUGAAAUUACUGCUGACGGUGCUUCUAACAACCUUGCCGAACUCUGGGCCCUCCUCGACUUUGUCCUACCCAAGAUAUUCAACUCCAUGAAGUCAUUUGACGAGUCGUACAACACGCCAUUCGCGAACUCGGGUACAUGGGACAAGAUCGAGUUGAACGAAGAGGAGGCUCUGCUCGUCAUACGGCGGUUGCAUGAGAUGGAGAAGGCAGAUGAAGAAGCACAAAUGAUCGCCAAUGAGAAGGAUGUGAAGGGGUACAUUCGUGCGAAGGGUUUGAGCAAUGAUGCAUUGGUUGGGUCGGCUGGCAAACUCGAGUCGCAUAUCCUUCCCAAGUUCUUUGCAAUCCUUCCAAUGUUUCGCCUAGGCAAAAACCCAGAAGACUACCCCGAUGCUAAAUUUCAGCCUCAUGUGCAAGUCGCUUUGAGAUUAAAAGCAAAGGGUGGAAGCGCCCGUAACGGCGACGUUAUACCCUAUGUGUUCUGCGUCGCUCCUGGUGAAGAGACCGUGAAGACUGCACAAGCAGAUCGCGCCAAGCAUCCAGACGAAAUCAAGAGGGCUGCAGGGGAACUUACCGUGGAUUACGAGCACUACCUUGCUAACCAGGUCCUACCACCUAUUGAGCGACUGUGUGAGCCUAUUGAAGGGACAGAUAGGGCACGGCUUGCUGAGUGCCUUGGACUGGACCCGGGGCGUUAUCGUAUUAGUGGAAGCACGCCGGCCGGAUCAACGCUCACAACAUUAGAUUCCCUCGUCUCUGAUGCAGAGCGAUUCCGCGACGUGGCCCCAUUCCUUGUACGCUGCCGCGGGUGCGCAGGACAGAUGGCGUUUCCUCCGAUCUACGAUAGAGAUGGCCAACCUGCCCCGCGUGCAGUGCACAACCACCCCUUCACUCUUUUCCAGAACCCCAGCGAAGCGUCCGUCCCUUCCGCAUUCGCCUCUGCAUCUCGCUCUGCCCGAAUCGCUGCAUCUGCCCUAAUCAUUACAUCCGUCCAGUGGCGCCUCCUCACUUGUCCGCAAUAA
Suillus fuscotomentosus is the source of this 1056-nucleotide messenger RNA. RefSeq lists its product as uncharacterized. Gene Ontology annotation, molecular function: chromatin binding; DNA-directed DNA polymerase activity; pyrimidine nucleotide binding. The transcript has 9 exons. NCBI's taxonomy places the organism in Eukaryota, Fungi, Basidiomycota, Agaricomycetes, Boletales, Suillaceae. The record is from RefSeq and is a predicted model, not a curated record. Gene Ontology annotation, cellular component: alpha DNA polymerase:primase complex. Bases 1 to 1056 code for a protein of 351 amino acids. Gene Ontology annotation, biological process: mitotic DNA replication initiation; leading strand elongation; lagging strand elongation.